This is a messenger RNA of Scylla paramamosain (green mud crab), 4098 nucleotides long. Its product is annotated as serine/threonine-protein phosphatase 6 regulatory ankyrin repeat subunit B-like. The transcript has 14 exons. NCBI's taxonomy places the organism in Eukaryota, Metazoa, Arthropoda, Malacostraca, Decapoda, Portunidae. Gene Ontology annotation, molecular function: protein binding. The record is from RefSeq and is a predicted model, not a curated record. Gene Ontology annotation, biological process: regulation of cardiac muscle contraction; protein localization to T-tubule. Bases 516 to 3992 code for a protein of 1158 amino acids. Gene Ontology annotation, cellular component: T-tubule.
UUUUAAUAAUAAAGGAGUGGCAACACCUUUCAGCCAAUCCGAGCGAGUGUUUGGGUGUGUCCUUCCGGAGUUCCGGGCAAAAAGCGUUAAACGUUGUUAACGAAGUGUUCGACCGUGUAAACCCGCCUAACGCGCGGAGUGCUACUGAAAACGCCUAUACAGAAGCACCUAAAUGCAAACAGACUUGCAUUUACGUACAGAGAGUCUAUGUCAGGUUGAGUGUGUGUCUGUGUGUGUGUGUGUUUUCUUAUAACUUUUUUCUUUUAAUCUAUAUGUUACAUCAACAACCGUCCUACCCUCCCACUCUCUCUCUCUCUCUCUCUCUCUCUCUCUCUCUCUGGGCAUCAGGUGUAUGUGUUUGUGUAUGGGGGACAGCCCUGGCUGAAGUGUAAACACCGGAAUGGGAGCUCCUGAUAAAACUGACUACUGGUGUGUUCAUUAAACCUCUGCAAGCUUACGACUAUCUCAGACGGUCCAUGAAGGUUACGUGAGAGCAACAUGCCCCACAUCCCACCAUGGCAUCCAACCAACAUCACGGCAUAGAGGAAUUUCAGAAGGCAAUUAAACACCAACCAACAGCGGAACUGCUCACUGCUGUAAGAGAAGGAGACGAGGCAGGGGUGAGGUCGGCACUUGACAGGGGUGCCCGGUCCGAGGUCACCAUCCCCACUAAUGCUGGAGUGUCAGGGAGUCUACUUACUCUGGCUGUCAGCAAGGGCUACGACCACCUGCUACCUCAUUUACUGAAGGCGGGGUUAAGCAUAGAAGAUGGAGGCACCACUGACGUGACACCGCUGAUGGUGGCUGCUGGGACUGGCCAUACUCAGACAGUGAAGGCACUGCUGGACCUCGGCGGUAACCCUCUGGCCACAAAUAAUAUAGGAAGGACAGCCCUACACUUUGCUGCAGGGGGGGGCCACCAGCAGUGUGUGGCGGCCCUCAUACCCGUCACCCCUCCCACUCCCGCACACAUCGAGGCACACACCCCGGUGCACGCCGCCAGUUAUAAUGGCUACUUGGAGGUACUGGAGCAGCUGGCAGGUGCUGGCUGGCCCCUCACCGCCAGGGACAGCUAUGGAGAUACACCCAUGCACUGUGCUGCGGCUGGGGGUAGCGUGACAUGUCUGCAAUGGCUGGUGCAGCGAGGGGGUGACCCGAGCGUGCAAAAUAAUGCUGGACUCACCCCACUUCAAGAGGAGCUGAUCACUGCUGUAGGGGAAGGAGACGAGGCAAGGGUGAGGUCGGCACUGGACAAGGGUGCCCGGCCCGAGGUCACCGUCCCUACAGAUGAUGGGGUGUCAGCGAGUCUGCUGACUCUGGCUGCCAGUAAGGGCCACGACCACCUGCUACCUCACUUACUGCAGGCCGGGUUAAGCAUAGAAGGUGGAGGCACCAUUGACAAGACACCGCUGAUGGUGGCUGCUUGGCUUGGCCACACGCAGACAGUGAAGGCACUGCUGGACCUCGGCGGUAACCCUCUGGCCACGAACGGUGAAGGAUGUACAGCCAUAAACUAUGCUGCAGGGGGGGGCCACAAGCAGUGUGUGGCAGCCCUCAUGCCCGUCACCCCUCCCACUCCCGCACACCUCCAGGUAUACACACCGGUGCACGCCGCAAGUUAUACGGGCCACAUGGAGGUACUGGAGCAGCUGGCAGAUGCUGGCUGGUCCCUCACCGCCAGGGACAGUGCUGGCAACACACCCAUGCAUUGUGCUGCGGCUGGGGGUAGCGUGACUUGUAUGCAAUGGCUGGUGCAGCGAGGGGGUGACCCAAGCAUGCAAAAUAAUGCUGGACACACCCCGCUUGACAAGGACCUGAUCGCUGCUGUAAGGGAAGGAGACGAGGCAAGGGUGAGGUUGGCACUCGACAGGGGUGCCCGGCCCGAGGUCAAUGUCCCAACUAAUGCUGGAGUGUCAGGGAGUCUACUUACUCUGGCUGCCAGCGAGGGCCACGACCACCUGCUACCUCAUUUACUGCAGGCGGGGUUAAGCAUAGAAGGUGAAGGCACCACUGACAUGACACCGCUGAUGGUGGCUGCUGGGACUGGCCAUACCCAGACAGUGAAGGCACUGUUGGACCUCGGCGGUAACCCUCUGGCCACAAAUGAUGAAGGCAAACACCCAGGAUUUACAGCCCUACACUUUGCUGCAGCGUGGGGCCACCAGCAGUGUGUGGCGGCCCUCAUGCCCAUCACCCCUCCCACUCCUGCACACCUCCAGGCAUACACCCCGGUGCACGUUGCCAGUUAUAAGGGCCACAUGGAGGUACUGGAGCAGCUGGUAGGUGCUGGCUGGCCCCUCACCUCCAGGGAUAGUAAUGGCAACACACCUAUGCACUGUGCUGCAGCUGGGGGUAACGUGACAUGUCUGCAAUGGCUGGAGGAGCGAGGGGGUGACCCGAGCGUGCAAAAUAAUGCUGGACACACCCCGCUUGACAAGGAGCUGGUCACUGCUGUACGGGAUGGAGACGAGGCACGGGUGAGGUCAGCACUCCACAAGGGUGCCCGGCCCGAGGUCACCGUCCCCACUAAUACUGGGGUGCCAGGGAAUCUGCUGAUUCUGGCUGCCAGCAAUGGCCACGACCACCUGCUGCCUCAUUUACUGCAGGCAGGGUUAGGCAUAGAAGAUGGAGGCACCACUGACAUGACACCGCUGAUGGUGGCUGCCCAGCUUGGCCACACCCAGACAGUGAAGGUACUGCUGGACCUCGGCGGUAACCCUCUGGCCACGAAUAGUACAGGAUGGACAGCCCUACACUUUGCUGCAGGGGGGUGCCACCAGCAGUGUGUGGCGGCCCUCAUACCCGUCACCCAUCCCACUCCCGAACACCUCGAGGUACAAACCCCGGUGCACGCCGCCAGUUAUAAUGGCCACGUGGAGGUACUGGAGCAGCUGGCAAAUGCUGGCUGGCCCCUCACCUCCAGGGACAGUGAUGGCAACACAUCCAUGCACUAUGCUGUGGCCGGGGGUAGCAUGACAUGCCUGCAAUGGCUGGUGCAGCGAGGGGGUGACCCGAGUGUGCAAAAUAAAGCUGGACACACACCGCUUGACAAGGAGCUGAUCACUGCUGUAAGGGAAGGAGACGAGGUAAGUGUUAGGUCGGCACUCGACAAGGGUGCCCGGCUAGAGGUCACCGUCCCUACUAAUGCUGGGAUGUCAAUGAGUCUGCUGACUCUGGCUGCCAUCAAGGGCCACGACCACCUCCUACCUAUCUUAGUGCAGGCUGGGUUAAGCAUAGAAGGUGGAGGCACCACUGACAUGACACCGCUGAUGGAGGCUGCCCAGCGUGGCCACACCCAGACAGUGAAGGUAUUGCUGGACCUUGGCGGCAACCCUCUGGCAACGAAUGGUGAAGGAUGGACAGCCCUACACUUUGCUGCAUGGGGGGGCCACCAGCAGUGUGUGGCGGCCCUCAUACCCGUCACCCCUCCCACUCCUGCACACAUCGAGGCAGACACCCCGGUGCACGCCGCCAGUUAUAAUGGCCACGUAAAAGUACUGGAACAGCUGGCAAAUGCUGGCUGGCCCCUCACCGCCAGGGACAGUGAUGGAAAUACACCCAUUAUGCACUGUGCCGCGGACUGGGAAAGCGUGACAUGUCUGCAAUGGCUGGUGCAGCGAGGGGGUUAUCCAAGUGUGCAAAAUAAACUUGGACGCACCCCGCUUGACAAGGAGCUGAUCACUGCUGUAGGGGAAGGAGACGAGGCAAGGGUGAGGUCGGUACUGGACAAGGGUGCCCGGCCCGAGGUCACCGUCCCUUUUAAUGCUGAGGUGUCAGGGAGUCUGCUGACUCUGGCUGCCAGUAAGGGCCACGACCACCUGCUACCUCACUUACUGCAGGCGGGGUUAAGCAUAGAAGGUGGAGGCACCAUUGACAAGACACCGCUGACGGUGGCUGCUUGGCUUGGCCACACGCAGACAGUGAAGGCACUGCUGGACCUCGGCGGUAACCCUCUGGCCACAAACGGUGAAGAUUGGCAUGACAUUUGCUAGUUUCCAUUCGUGGGGAACUUUACCCGCUAGUAAGGAGGAGGAGGAAGAGGACGAGAGGGAGGAGGAGGACGAGGAGGAGGAGCUGUAAAAGAAGGAAGGAAGGAGG